Messenger RNA from Phytophthora infestans T30-4, 288 nucleotides. Its product is annotated as U6 snRNA-associated Sm-like protein LSm2, putative. The annotation marks the transcript as partial. Lineage: Eukaryota; Oomycota; Peronosporomycetes; Peronosporales; Peronosporaceae. Gene Ontology annotation, cellular component: catalytic step 2 spliceosome; U4/U6 x U5 tri-snRNP complex; U6 snRNP. Gene Ontology annotation, molecular function: RNA binding. Gene Ontology annotation, biological process: mRNA splicing, via spliceosome. The record is from RefSeq and is a predicted model, not a curated record. The transcript has 2 exons.
CUCUUCUACUCGUUCUUUAAGACGCUGGUCGGCAAGGAAGUGGCCGUAGAGCUCAAGAACGACGUCGCGCUCAUGGGUGUGCUCGACUCUGUGGAUCAGUAUCUCAACAUCAAGCUCCUCAACGUGUCGGUCGUGGAAGGCGACAAGUUUCCGCAGCUGAUGAACAUGAAGAACUGCUUUAUCCGCGGAAGCUCCAUCCGCUACGUUCAGAUCCCGGCGGGAGAAGUGGACACAGAGCUUCUACAAGACGCGGCACGUCGUGAGGCCACCGCCAACAAACAGAGCUAG